GCUGCACAUGCUUAGGAGUGUAUGGUUAUUCACGCCAACGGCUUGACGAUACAGUACUGUACCUCUACUUUUCUUUUUGCUCUCUCUCUCUCGCUUCCCCCUUUUCAUUCUUUCUCAUCCCAGAGGACCCUGCCUCCCGCACUACCCGGCCACGACUUUUACAAGUUAACCACCCAAAAAGCCCACUACCCCUGCCAGGUCACGACGCCACCAAAUGGCCCCCGUGCCGUGACCUUCCGCCCCGGACAGGGGGACGCUUUUGGGGGGACAAAAGGUUCAAGACCAGUAGGUAGACCUGUAGUACAGUGAGGUGCAAAACGAGUGUCCCCUUUCCUGUGGCACAACGAAUUAUAAGAACGGCUAUUUCUGGACGCAGUGGAGACAUACAGUGCGAGCAGGGACCGAGCUCACGAGUGCAAGGUAGCCGUCACAUUUGCAAAGG
This is a messenger RNA of Emericellopsis atlantica, 442 nucleotides long. RefSeq lists its product as uncharacterized. The record is from RefSeq and is a predicted model, not a curated record. Bases 22 to 309 code for a protein of 95 amino acids. NCBI's taxonomy places the organism in Eukaryota, Fungi, Ascomycota, Sordariomycetes, Hypocreales, Bionectriaceae. The transcript has a single exon.